AUGGCGGCGUCUUGCUUCGCUCUGCGCGCUGGCCGCCAGCUGGCCUUGCGGUCGCGUGUGCGAGCUACUCCUGCCCCGCUGGCUCUGCGCGCAGCUUCGCUUGCACCAUUCAACGCCUGCCGACGCAGCUUGAACACCUCCCAGCAGCCUGCCCGCAAAGUGCACUCAAGUACUUUCUCCGAUCAUGGCGACCCCCAUCCGCAGGAUCUUUUUCAGCCCCUCGACACCUUCCCUCGUCGUCACAUUGGCCCCUCACCAGAGGCGGCAUCAGAUAUGCUGACCGUGUUGGAUCCCCCCGUGGCGUCUUUGGACGAAUUCGUGAAGCAGGUGCUUCCCGAGGAUAUCUUGUCCAAGAAGAACCUCAAGGUCACCGAGCCCAGCGCCGAUAUCAACCUCUACCGAUCCCCUGUGCAAGGCGGUCUGGGCGAGACUGACAUGCUCAAGCUGCUGGACACUUACCGCAAGCAAAUUGACGUCUCUGGAAAAACUUAUAUUGGAACGGGCUACUACCCUACUAUCGUUCCUCCCGUUAUCCUCCGAAAUGUCCUCGAGAACCCCGCCUGGUACACCAGUUAUACUCCUUAUCAACCCGAGAUCAGCCAGGGACGUCUCGAGUCUCUUCUCAACUUCCAGACCCUGAGUGCUGACCUCACUGGUCUGCCAUUCGCCAAUGCCUCCGUCCUCGACGAAGCUACCGCUGCGGCCGAGGCCAUGACCAUGUCCCUUGCUACCCUGCCCACAUCCAAGCAGAGAAAAGCCGAGAAGGCAUACGUCGUGUCUCACCUCUGCCACCCUCAGACUCUUGCAGUCAUGCAAUCCCGAGCUGAGGGUUUCGGAAUUAAGUUGGUCGUGGGAGAUAUUCUGGCUGAUGACUUCAAGCUGGUCAAGGAGCAGGGUGACAAUCUGAUUGGUGUUCUUGCCCAGUACCCCGACACUGAGGGUGGUGUCAACGACUUCCAGGCCCUGAGCGACUCCAUCCAUGGACAGGGCGGUACUUUCAGUGUGGCCACCGAUCUGCUCGCGUUGACGGUGCUCAAAGCCCCUGGCGAAUUCGGAGCUGACAUUGCUUUCGGUAGCGCCCAGCGAUUGGGUGUGCCCAUGGGUUUCGGUGGACCUCACGCGGCAUUCUUUGCUUGCGCUGAUAAGUACAAGCGGAAGGUGCCCGGCCGGGUUGUUGGUGUGUCGAAGGAUCGCACUGGCAACCGCGCUCUUCGUCUGGCUCUCCAGACCCGAGAGCAGCACAUUCGCCGUGAAAAGGCCACCAGUAACAUUUGUACCGCUCAGGCUUUGCUUGCCAACAUGACUGCUAUGUACGCGAUCUACCACGGUCCCGCUGGUCUGAAGGCUAUUGCUCAGCGUAUCAUGUCUAUGACUUCUGUGCUCCGUGAGAAGCUUGUUGGUCUCGGCUACAACGUUCCUAUUCGAUCCAACACGGAGGGUAACGCUCUCUUCGACACCUUGACCAUUGAGCUGGCCGAUGCUGCCGAGGCAGAGGCCCUCAUUGCCAAGGCCCAGAAGCAGUCCAUCUACCUGCGCCGUUUUGGUAACAGCAAGGUGGGUCUCUCGUUGGACGAGACUGUUGGUCGUGACGAGGUCACCGGAAUUGUCAACCUCUUUGCGGCACACAAGGGUGCUUCUCCUGUCGCCAUUGAGGGUGCUCUGUCUCUUGCCUCCCUCCCCGCUAGCUUGGAGCGCACUACUCCUUACCUGACCCACCCUGUGUUUAACACCCACCACUCUGAGACUGAGAUGCUGCGAUACAUCCGUCACCUCGAGUCCAAGGAUCUUUCCCUGGCUCACUCCAUGAUCCCCCUGGGAUCUUGCACCAUGAAGCUCAACGCUACUACUGAGAUGAUUCCCAUCUCAUGGCCCGAGUUCUCCCAGCUGCACCCCUUCAUGCCCGCUGAGCAGGCCAAGGGCUAUAUCCAGAUGAUUGAUGACCUGGAAAAGCAGCUGGCUGACAUUACUGGCAUGGCCGAGGUUACUGUGCAGCCCAACUCGGGCGCCCAGGGUGAAUUCGCCGGCCUGCGUGUCAUCAAGAAGUACCAGGAGGCCCAGGGGGGUGCCAAGCGUGAUAUUUGCCUCAUUCCUCAGUCCGCUCACGGCACCAACCCUGCCAGUGCUGCUAUGGCUGGUAUGCGGGUUGUUACCAUCAAAUGUGAUAGCAAGACCGGUAACCUUGAUUUGGAUGAUCUCAAGGCCAAGGCCCAGAAACACAAGGACGAGUUGGCUGCUUUCAUGAUUACGUAUCCCAGCACUUUCGGUGUCUUCGAACCCGGUGCGAAGGAGGCUAUUAACAUCGUUCACGAAUUCGGCGGCCAAGUCUACAUGGACGGCGCCAACAUGAAUGCCCAGAUUGGUCUCUGCUCCCCCGGCGAGAUUGGUGCGGACGUGUGCCACUUGAACCUGCACAAGACCUUCUGUAUUCCUCACGGCGGUGGUGGCCCUGGUGUUGGCCCCAUCGGUGUCGCUAGCCACCUUGCUCCCUUCCUGCCUUCCCACCCCACCAGCGAGGCUCUCCAGGCCAAGCGCGGCCCUAACUCCUCUCCUCCCAUCAGUGCCGCUCCCUGGGGCAGUGCCAGCAUUCUCCCUAUCACAUUCAACUAUAUCAACAUGAUGGGCGACAAGGGGCUCACCCACGCCACCAAGAUCACCCUGCUCAACGCAAACUACAUCAUGUCCCGCCUGAAGCCUCACUACCCCAUCUUGUAUACCAAUGCCAAUGGCCGCUGCGCUCACGAGUUUAUUCUCGACACCCGGGGGUUCAAGGACACCGCCGGUAUCGAGGUUAUCGACAUCGCUAAGCGUCUGCAAGACUACGGCUUCCACUCGCCCACCAUGUCCUGGCCCGUCUCCAACACCCUGAUGAUCGAACCCACCGAGUCCGAGAACAAGGCCGAGCUGGACCGCUUCUGUGACGCCCUGAUCUCCAUCCGCGCUGAAAUCGCUGAGAUCGAGGCCGGCAAGCAGCCCCGCGAAGGCAACGUGCUGAAGAACGCUCCCCACACCCAGCACGACCUGCUCUCCAACGAGUGGGACCGCCCUUACAGCCGUCAGACCGCUGCCUACCCGCAGCCCUGGCUAGUGGAGAAGAAGUUCUGGCCUUCAGUGACCCGUGUCGAUGAUGCGUACGGUGACCAGAACCUUUUCUGCACAUGCGGCCCUGUCGAGGACUCCGUGUAA
Molecule: messenger RNA, 3183 nt
Organism: Penicillium chermesinum
Lineage: Eukaryota; Fungi; Ascomycota; Eurotiomycetes; Eurotiales; Aspergillaceae
Product: glycine decarboxylase subunit P
Exons: 2
Coding region: 1-3183 (1060 amino acids)
Biological process (GO): glycine decarboxylation via glycine cleavage system
Cellular component (GO): glycine cleavage complex; mitochondrion
Molecular function (GO): glycine binding; glycine dehydrogenase (decarboxylating) activity; pyridoxal phosphate binding
Source: RefSeq, a predicted model, not a curated record